Kluyveromyces lactis is the source of this 711-nucleotide messenger RNA. RefSeq names its product putative monooxygenase CAT5 (gene CAT5). The transcript has a single exon. The record is from RefSeq and is a predicted model, not a curated record. Gene Ontology annotation, cellular component: mitochondrial inner membrane. Gene Ontology annotation, molecular function: 3-demethoxyubiquinol 3-hydroxylase activity. Bases 1 to 711 code for a protein of 236 amino acids. Lineage: Eukaryota; Fungi; Ascomycota; Saccharomycetes; Saccharomycetales; Saccharomycetaceae. Gene Ontology annotation, biological process: ubiquinone biosynthetic process.
AUGCUUCGUACGUGCUGUAGGAGAGCCGUCCCGCUAAGACAGUUUUCGGUCUUAUCUACCUUGGGCAAUAGUAGCAAUGCAGGGGAGCAUAGAGCGGAACCUAAUGAGUCUGCUGAAUUGACCAAAUUCAAGCCAAUGUCAGACGCUCAGCUAGCAUAUUUGGAUAGGGUGGUUAGGGUGGACCAGGCUGGUGAAUUAGGAGCAAAUUACAUUUAUGCGGGUCAAUUCUUCGUACUUGCCAAUAGAUAUCCACAUUUGCGCCCUGUGUUGCAACAUAUGUGGGAUCAAGAGAUUCACCAUCAUGAUACAUUCAACAAUUUACAGCUGAAAAGGCGUGUGAGGCCUUCAUUAUUGACACCGCUUUGGAAAAUUGGAGCAUUCGCAAUGGGUUCUGGGACAGCUUUCUUGUCACCAGAAGCGGCAAUGGCAUGCACGGAAGCUGUCGAAACUGUUAUUGGGGGGCAUUAUAAUGACCAGCUUCGCUGUCUCAACAAUCAAUAUGAAUUGGAAUCAGAAGAUGGAACUAAAGUUGGACAAACUGUAGAAUUGAAAAAUUUACAAGCUACUAUCAAACAAUUCAGAGACGAAGAAUUGGAACAUUUGCAAACAGCUAUUGAUUACGAUUCGCAUAAGGCAGUCCCAUACAUUCUUUUGACGGAGGGGAUCAAGACUGUUUGCAGAGUUGCGAUUUGGGCAGCGGAACGUGUGUGA